Molecule: messenger RNA, 1602 nt
Organism: Varanus komodoensis (Komodo dragon)
Lineage: Eukaryota; Metazoa; Chordata; Lepidosauria; Squamata; Varanidae
Product: vomeronasal type-2 receptor 26-like
Exons: 4
Coding region: 1-1602 (533 amino acids)
Biological process (GO): G protein-coupled receptor signaling pathway
Cellular component (GO): membrane
Molecular function (GO): G protein-coupled receptor activity
Source: RefSeq, a predicted model, not a curated record
AUGACUCCGAGGGAGUCCCUCCAGUAUGCAGGGAUCCUGUCUUUGUUGCUCCAUUUUGGGUGGACAUGGAUUGGGACAGUCGUUACGGAUAAUGAGAAUGGGGAGCGAUUCCUCCAAAUGGUGGUCCCACUGUUUGCCAAGAGUGGUGUCUGUUUUGAUUUCAACGAAAAAAUCCCUGAACCUACUUUUGGCAGGGAUCUUAAAAACCUUUUUGAGAAGGGGGCAAAAAUUCGUGAUAAUAUUGUGGACAGUACAGCCAACGUAUUGGUGGCCAAUGGAGAAUCGUAUUCCAUGGCAUUUUUUAGAUGGCUACCAUAUCUAUCAGAACAAGAACAUGUGACAAAUGCACCAGUUGGUAAGAAGGUGGUUUCAUUUAACAACAGUGCUGGGGACAAGGUUUGUUUUAAUGAGAAUGGAGAGUUAGUCACUGGAUUCGAUGUGAUCAAUUGGAUCGUGUCCUCAAACCAAUCUUUUCAAAGAGUGAAAGUUGGGAGGAUGGAUGCCAAGUCUGCUCCAGGACAAGCAUUCACCAUCAGUCCAGAUGACAUAACAUGGAACAGCUGGUUCAAUCAGGCACAGCCUCUGUCUGUGUGCAGUGAGAGCUGCAACCCUGGUUCUAGGAAGAAGAUGAAGGAAGGGGAGCCAUUUUGCUGCUAUGACUGCAUCCUGUGUCCCGAAGGAAAGGUUUCAAGCAAGAAGGACAUGCAUUACUGUCAUUCAUGUGAACAUGGAAAGUAUCCAAGCAAGCACCAGAAUGUCUGUAUCCCCAAGCCUAUUAACUUCUUCUCUUAUGAAGAAACUUUGGGCAUCAUUUUGACUGGUACUGUUCUUCUCUUCUGCUUGAUCACGGCUCUGGUGCUCGGAAUAUUUCUGAAGCAUCACGAGACACCCAUCGUCAAGGCCAACAACCGGCACCUCACCUACUCUCUCCUCACCUCCCUGCUGCUCUGCUUCCUGUGCGCACCGCUCUUCAUCGGCCAGCCACAGAGGGUGACGUGCCUCCUCCGACAAACCGCUUUUGGCAUCAUCUUCUCUGUGGCUGUUUCCUGCGUGCUGACAAAGACAGUCAUGGUGGUCUUGGCCUUCAGAGCCACCAAACCAGGAUGCAGAAUGAGGAAGUGGAUGGGGAAGGGACUGGCCAACACACUCCUUCUUUCCUGCUGCCUCAUCCAGACAGGGAUCUGUAUUGCCUGGCUGGCAACUGCUUCUCCUUUUCCUGAUACUGACAUGCAUUCAGUGGCUGAGGAAAUCAUACUGGAGUGUAACGAGGGAUCCAUAAUGAUGUUCUACUGUUUCCUGGGCUAUCUGGGCUUGCUGGCCAGUGUCACCUUCAUUGUGGCUUUUCUUGCCAGAAAGCUCCCAGACAGUUUCAAUGAGGCCAAAUUCAUCACAUUCAGUAUGCUGGUCUUUUGCAGUGUCUGGUUAUCCUUUGUGCCUUCCCACCUGAGCACCAAAGGAAAAUACUUGGUGACUGUGGAGAUCUUUUCUAUCUUAGCCUCCAGUUCGGGACUGCUUGUUUGCAUCUUCUUACCCAAAUGUUAUAUCAUUUUGCUGAAACCUGAGUUGAACAAGAAGGAAUACUUAAUAAGAAGAACAGCUUGA